Fusarium verticillioides 7600 is the source of this 1445-nucleotide messenger RNA. RefSeq lists its product as hypothetical. The record is from RefSeq and is a predicted model, not a curated record. The transcript has a single exon. Gene Ontology annotation, molecular function: N-acetyltransferase activity. The coding region runs from base 1 to 1425 and encodes 474 amino acids. Lineage: Eukaryota; Fungi; Ascomycota; Sordariomycetes; Hypocreales; Nectriaceae.
AUGGCCAAGCACGCUCCAGUGACUCUAGGUGUCUUGGGUCGAUAUUAUUCGGCCCGGCAUAUCUUGGGACAAUACCGCUCAGCAUGUGUAACGGCAACGUACAACAUAUCGCUCCCGAAUGACUCAUUGUUGAACGAACUUGAUAAUGCACUCGAGUAUUCUCUACAAGCCACUAUUCGACAGCAUUCCGGUUUACGCUAUGGAAUUUGCGACGCGAAAGAGGCUGGUGUCCCGCUGUUUAGACAGAUCCGCGCAUUCGACCGCGAGGAUGUUUUGAAGGUCAUCGAUGGCCAAGAUGUUAAUGGUAACGAUGGAAAGGAUGGGGGUAAGACUGAAGAUACUCUAUCAAAAGUACUUGAGAACGGACAUUCAGAACUCUGGCUCGAAAACAAACCAGCGUGGAAAGUUGUUAUUAUGAAGCAUACCAGCAACUACGCGUCUGGACCCUCUAUCACGCUACACAUUGCCUUCUUUGCACAUCACGCUAUUUCUGAUGGGUUAAGCGGCGUUGCUUUCCAUGCAUCGUUGAUGAGCAAUUUCAAACUCGACACGCCCGUGCCCGCAAAAUGGCCCCUGGAGUUGAACGAGGUACAAGACCCUCCACCGACAAUCGAAGAACGCGUGGGCUGCCUCUCCUGUAACUGCACUACCUGCACAACUCCAGACAAAUCUGAUGAGCCAGUUUGGGGGGGAGGCCCUAUACCUUCGGCACCGACGGUCAACUUCGAAUCUCGUGUUCGGAUAGUGACAGUCCCAGCAGCACCGUUUUCUGCCCUGCUUAGAAAGUGCAAAAAGGCCAACGUCACAGUUACCGGACUUCUUCACGCUAUCAUAUGCGCAUCACUAAAUGCUUCUAUCAAGGAAAAUAUCCCUGGAUUUCGGACCGUUACGCCCUUUUCGGCGCGGCGACAUACUGGAGCCUCUGACGGAGACAUUGUGAACCAUAUCUCUUAUCUGACGAGCUAUGUAUCUCGAGAGGACUUGCAGAAGCUCAGAGACUAUCACCGUGGCUCUGACACAGAGGAGCAGCUUAUUAUAGACCUUGCGCGCCGCUUCAGCAACGAAGUAGCCAGAAAAGUCAAGGAGUUCCCGCACGGCAGUAUGGUUACCAAACUCAGCCAAGUCUCUGAUGUUCUACGGGAAUGUCAACACCAAAGCGGUACUGAGAGACGAUACACGUAUGAGCUUUCUAAUCUGGGUUCAGUCUCAAGCAUAUGUCCGCCAGAAGGGAGCGGUAUCAAGCUUGAGAGAUUGGUCUUCACGCAAUGCGGUUUUGUUGCUGGUCCCGCGUUGGGUUUCAACUGUGUAAGCACCAGGAGAGGGGAUUUCAGUAUCAGCAUUACUUGGCAGAAGGGCAUUGUUGAAGAAUCUAUCGUGGAAGACAUUACUCGAGAACUAGACACACGGCUUAAGACUUUUCAGUAAUCCCACAAACUCCUUGACCU